Molecule: messenger RNA, 1062 nt
Organism: Octodon degus (degu)
Lineage: Eukaryota; Metazoa; Chordata; Mammalia; Rodentia; Octodontidae
Gene: Ptgdr
Product: prostaglandin D2 receptor
Exons: 2
Coding region: 1-1062 (353 amino acids)
Biological process (GO): inflammatory response; G protein-coupled receptor signaling pathway; positive regulation of cytosolic calcium ion concentration
Cellular component (GO): plasma membrane
Molecular function (GO): prostaglandin D receptor activity
Source: RefSeq, a predicted model, not a curated record
AUGAAGAUGGCUUUCUACCCCUGCAACUCCACCGUCUCGGUCCAGAGUGGCAACUCGGCGACAGUGGGCGGGGUGCUCUUCAGCGCCGGCCUCCUGGGCAACCUGCUGGCCCUCGGGCUGCUGGCGCGCUCGGGGCUUGGGUCCUGCCGGCCGCGCCCGCAGCCCUCGGUCUUCUACGUGCUGGUGUGCGGCCUGACCGUCACAGAUCUGCUGGGCAAGUGCCUGGUGAGCCCGGUGGUGCUGGCUGCCUACGCGCAAAACCGGAGCCUUCGGGGACUGGUGCCCGCGCAGGGCCACUCGCUGUGCCAAGCCUUCGCCUUCAUCAUGUCUUUCUUUGGGCUCGCCUCGACACUUCAGCUCUUAGCCAUGGCCUUAGAGUGCUGGCUGUCCCUGGGACACCCCUUCUUCUACCAGCGGCACAUCACCCUGCGCCGGGGCGCCCUCGUGGCGCCGGCCGUGGGCACCUUCACCCUGGCUUUCUGCGCGCUGCCCUUCGCGGGUUUCGGGGACUUCGUGCAGUACUGUCCCGGCACCUGGUGCUUCAUCCAGAUGGUGUCGGGAGAUGACUCGCCGAAGGUGAAGGGUUACUCGGUGCUGUACUCCAGCCUCAUGGCGCUGCUGGUGCUCGCCAUCGUGCUGUGCAACCUGGGCGCCAUGCGCAGCCUCUACACCAUGCACCAGCGCCUGCGCCGGCACACGCGCUGCUGUGGCCUCCGGGACCGCGCAGGGCCGGGCGGCCGUCCCAGCGAGGCGUUUCCGCACCCCCUGGAGGAGCUGGACCACCUGUUGCUGCUGGCCCUCAUGACCGUGCUCUUCACCAUGUGCACCCUGCCUUUAGUCUAUCGCGCUUACUACGGAGCCUUUAAAGCUGCCCGAGAAGAGCCAGAGGACCUCCUCGCCUUGCGUUUUCUCUCUGUGAUUUCCAUCAUAGACCCUUGGAUCUUUAUCAUUUUCAGAACUUCAGUAUUUCGGAUGUUUUUUCAUAAGAUUUUCAUAAGACCUCUUCUGUAUAGGAACUGGCACAACCACCUCUGCCAAAAUAACAUGGAAUCCAGUCUGUGA